GCACGGGGGAGUACACAGGCACGGGGGAGUACACAGGCACGGCGGAGUACACAGGCACAGGGGAGUACACAGGCACGGGGGAGUACACAGGCACGGGGAAGUACACAGGCACGGGGGAGUACACAGGCACGGGGGAGUACACAGGCACGGGGGAGUACACAGGCACGGGGGAGUACACAGGCACGGGGGAGUACACAGGCACGGGGGAGUACACAGGCACGGGGAAGUACACAGGCACGGGGAAGUACACAGGCACGGGGAAGAGAGCAAAGAGCCACCCACUCCCACCCCUCCUCCUCACGCUCACCGAUGUUCUCCCCCAGGCAUCUCCCUUCUCCCUGGCACAGCGAAAUGGAAGUUCAUCUGCGCCUUCUGCUCGUGCUCAUAUCCCCCCUACUACCCCCACAUUCAUUCCCCCUGCCCACUCCCUCCUCUUGCACCCCCCUCUCACCAAUGUUCUACCCCAGGUGAAGGGAGAUGGAGUUCAUCUGGGCUUUCUGCUCGUGCUCACACCCCCCAGCCCCUGUUCCCUCUUCUUCACUUUCCCCACCUCCCACUCACCAAUGUUCUCCCCGAGGUGA
Molecule: messenger RNA, 581 nt
Organism: Closterium sp. Naga37s-1
Lineage: Eukaryota; Viridiplantae; Streptophyta; Zygnematophyceae; Desmidiales; Closteriaceae
Source: the annotation of a GenBank genome assembly